This is a messenger RNA of Knipowitschia caucasica, 456 nucleotides long. NCBI's taxonomy places the organism in Eukaryota, Metazoa, Chordata, Actinopteri, Gobiiformes, Gobiidae. The record is from the annotation of a GenBank genome assembly.
AUGCAGACACAGGUCUCACCUCCUCCUCCUCCUUCUCCUCCUUCUCCUUCUCCUCCUCCUCCUCCUCCUCCUCCUCCUCCUCCUCCUCCUCCUCCUCCUCCUCCUCCUCCUCCUCCUCCUCCUCCUCCUCCUCCUCCUCCUCCUCCUCCUCCUCCUCCUCCUCCUCCUUCUCCUCCUCCUCCUCUUCCUCUGCUGCUGCUGCAGCUGCUGUUACACCUGAUGCUCUGCGGAUUUUCUGAAAGCACCAUGAGCUCUGGGUUUGUCUUCACCGUGUGGAGCUUCGCUGCAGUACUCCUCACCAGUGCCACAGUCUCCGCUAAGCCCGGGGUUGUCGGGGUGGCCAGCCGCACAGACUCAUGGUUCUUGGGAUGUGUGUCCAGCUGCACCGCUCUGGAGCCGCUCACUGGAGACCGGGACCCGGUGCUUUGCUCUGCUCGCUCCCACAGGGAAGGGUGA